Molecule: messenger RNA, 480 nt
Organism: Cylicostephanus goldi
Lineage: Eukaryota; Metazoa; Nematoda; Chromadorea; Rhabditida; Strongylidae
Source: the annotation of a GenBank genome assembly
AUGUGUAAAUCAACAUCUCGUGUUAAUACGGCCGUGCUCCACUAUAUGGAUUCAUUAAGAAGUCAACGAAGAGCUAUAGCUCCUCAUGAUAUCUCCCUCCUUGACGAUAGCGAGGCGGUUUUUGACGAUCAAGUGCUCACAAAUUGUGAGUAUAUGGCUGGAGAAUUUUUGAAGGAAAUUUUGGAUGUUAUAGAUGAGGGAAAUUCGUCUUCGGGUUCGUCUGUACAGAUGGAUCGCUCCGAGUCUUCUUAUACGGAUGUUGGAUUGUCUUCCGAUGAAGGAUUACAAAGUGACUACAGCUGGCAUAGUGACAUGGGCCAUUACGAUCUUGAUGGAAUGGAUGCGGUGCCCAUGGCUGGACAUUUCGAAGAAUUUCAAUGUAAUACUUUCGAUAUCGACCCUAACACACCUCCACAGUGGCAGGAUGUCGAUCAGUAUUACGACGAACUAAUGCGAUUAGAGGGAGAAGAGAACUUAUAG